AUGGCAACAGAAUCAAGGAAAGCUGCAGCUUAGAACUUUCCAGUAGAUAAAGGACUUCUGCUAGUGGAAGAGCAAGAGUUAAUCUGGAAUCCAGUCACUUGCUUACAGAGAAACGAUCCCUUCAGGCAGGUCAGUCGACAACUUUUUAGGAAGUUUUGCUACCAGGAUUCCCCUGAACCUCCAGAGGCCUUAAGCCAGCUCCGUCAGCUCUGCCAUCAGUGGUUGCAGCCAGAGACCCACAGCACAGAGCAGAUCCUGGUGCUGGUGCUGGAGCAGUUUCUGGCUGUCCUGCCUGAAGAGCUGCAGGCCCAUGUACAUGAACAUUACCCAGAGACCAGAGAGGAAGCCAUGAGCAUACUGGAAGAUAUGGAGAGAGGCACUGAUGAAGCAUUUCCCCAGGUUCCAUCCCAUGCACAAGAACAUGGACACAAAAUAUUCAGGAAAAGAACAUUGCCUCCUGUACCAUCACUUAAUGUCCAGCCCCAGCUAGCAGAGUCCAAGACCCAUUAUGGUUCUUCAGAACCCUAGCUCCUCCUGGACUAUGGUAAGGGUGAGACUGAAAACAGUAGAUCCAUGCCUAAGCUGGACAUUUAUGAAGAAAUGGAAUUGCAGAGAAUUAAAUCAGGAAGUGUCUCAGAAUGUACAUCAGAAGAAUCUGCUGAGCCUCACAACAUCUGUAAGUCUGAAUGUUGGGUUAAAAAGCAAAAGGAAAAAGAAUCUAAUGAGUCUCAGAGAUCAUCUUCCCAGAAUGGAAAUUUUAGUAAAAUCCUUACCCACAAAAUUAUUCUUACAGGUGAAAUAAGACAACAUGGAUUUGAGAGAAGUUUGAAUCUGAACUCAAAUUAAUUCACAUACCAGAAACCUUGUAAACAUGGUAUAUACAACCAGAGUUUCAAAUGGAAUUCAGAUUUUGUUAAGCAUCAACGAAUUUGUCCCAGAGAAAAAAUUCACCAUGAUAGAAACUGUUUUAAGAGCCCAAACCUUAUUAAACAUGCAGCAAUUUUCAGUGGAGAGAUAAGCCAUCAGUGUAGUGAGUGUGGAAAAGCAUUCAGGCACACCUCACAGCUUGUUAGGCAUCAGAGAAUCCAUACUGGAGAAAGGCCCUAUGAAUGUAAUGAAUGUGGGAAAGGUUUGGGGGGAAACUCAGAUCUCAGACAUGAGUGAACUCACACUGGGGAAAGACCUUUCAGAUGCACAGAAUGUGGGAGAACAUUUAUCCUGAACUCACAUCUUGUCCAGCCUCAGAGAAUUCACAUCAGAGAGAAACCCUAUGAAUGCAGUGAAUGUGGGAAAACCUUCCGAGUGAGUGCACAUCUUAUUUGACACCUGAGAACCCACACUGGAGAGAAGCCCUAUGAAUGCAGCAAGUGUGGGAGAGCCUUCAGUCAGAGUUCUCACCUGAGUCAACAGCAAAGGAUUCACAUGUGAGAAAGCCUGCUAAUGUAA
Fukomys damarensis (Damara mole-rat) is the source of this 1446-nucleotide messenger RNA. RefSeq names its product zinc finger protein 165 (gene Znf165). The transcript is spliced from 4 exons. The record is from RefSeq and is a predicted model, not a curated record. NCBI's taxonomy places the organism in Eukaryota, Metazoa, Chordata, Mammalia, Rodentia, Bathyergidae. Gene Ontology annotation, molecular function: RNA polymerase II cis-regulatory region sequence-specific DNA binding; DNA-binding transcription factor activity, RNA polymerase II-specific. Gene Ontology annotation, biological process: regulation of transcription by RNA polymerase II.